Molecule: messenger RNA, 1234 nt
Organism: Polyodon spathula (Mississippi paddlefish)
Lineage: Eukaryota; Metazoa; Chordata; Actinopteri; Acipenseriformes; Polyodontidae
Product: hemicentin-1-like
Exons: 7
Coding region: 17-1234 (405 amino acids)
Biological process (GO): homophilic cell-cell adhesion; dendrite self-avoidance; axon guidance
Cellular component (GO): plasma membrane; axon
Molecular function (GO): cell-cell adhesion mediator activity
Source: RefSeq, a predicted model, not a curated record
UGAGUCUUCUUAUCGAAUGAGAUUGCAGCGUGGUAUGGCAGUCUGUCUCUUUGGGGUUUCAGUUGAACGUACCGUUGCAACAGUUGAAGGCAGAAUGGCAUUAUAUUUCCUCUCCUGGAGUGUAAUCCUCCACUACUACCUAUGGGAUAGCAGCUGCUCUGCAGAGCUAGUUUUUACUUCUCGUCCUAACGACAGCGUAGCCUCUCUGGAGAAGCCACUGAUGCUGUCCUGCGCGGCGUACGACACUGUCCUUCAAAGCCAAGCCGCAAUUGAGUGGUUCAGAAACUCUAGGGAACCCAUACUGGACUUGGACACCCGGGUUUACCAGCCUACCAAUGGGUCCCUGUUUUUUCCCAGCCUGCGGGCAGAUGACUUGGGGAGCUACACUUGCCAAGCAAGCUCCAGGCUUUCUGUUAUCAACACUACUUUCAGCAUAUACAAGGCCUACAUGACUCCAGUGUUUUACAGUCCUGUCUCUCAGACCGUGAAUGCAGGAGAGAGCGCAUUCUUCGAAUGCGUUUCUGGGGACAGUCUACCUUCGGCUCAGAUCAGAUGGGAGAAAGAAGGAAAGCCGUUGGCUGAAGGAAUUCAAUUUCAGGGUCAGUAUGGAGGGGGCAAUCACUUGAAGGUCUCUGGGACAAUGCGUAUUCCUGUGGUAUCCAAAGAAGACGCAGGCAAAUACGUGUGUGUAACGCAUAACCCUCUGCUAGGAACUGAUGUGUACAGUGAAGCAGCCAUUCUCACAGUGCCAGUUUUACCAUCCAAACUGGUGAUUGCUCAGGGUCCAGCUGACCUCACUAUAGCAACUGGAAAGGAAGCUGUGUUGAAAUGCAUUGUCCACGGAUUCCCCCGUCCCUCUGUGCAGUGGUUCAGAAACAACAGGCCUCUAGAGAACACAGCACACCUGGCACCUGAGGAAGGAGGCCAGCUACUUGUAUUUAAAAACGUCUCUCUGGAAGAUGAAGGGCACUAUUACUGUGAAGCCAGGAAUGCAGAGGAAGCAGUGACGUCUCUGGCUGCAUACCUGCUCCCUGCUGUGAUGGACUGGAGAUUUGAGCAGCAGCCUGCCAAUGUCACUGCCGUGGAGGGGGAAGCUGUCACUCUGACCUGCAGGCCUCCCUCCAGCAGGCCGCCAGCCAUUGUCACCUGGUUUAUGAAUGGCAGGAUUUUAAAGAACAAGCCACACUUUACAGUACUAGAGAGCGGAGAUCUUUUUUUUAAGAGGUAUUUGUGA